This is a messenger RNA of Phycodurus eques (leafy seadragon), 2510 nucleotides long. It is a transcript of the gene tgfb5, whose product is annotated as transforming growth factor, beta 5. Bases 1029 to 2297 code for a protein of 422 amino acids. NCBI's taxonomy places the organism in Eukaryota, Metazoa, Chordata, Actinopteri, Syngnathiformes, Syngnathidae. The transcript is spliced from 7 exons. Gene Ontology annotation, cellular component: extracellular region. Gene Ontology annotation, biological process: BMP signaling pathway; regulation of cell population proliferation; SMAD protein signal transduction. The record is from RefSeq and is a predicted model, not a curated record. Gene Ontology annotation, molecular function: growth factor activity; cytokine activity; type III transforming growth factor beta receptor binding.
CUUAGUCGGUGCGACUCGUGAUGGAGCUCUACCCCGCAGCAGGUCUGCACACAACCGAGCAGACCCCGCUUCAUCUUCCCUAAAAGCGGCCCCUCCACCACAAGGACUUCUUUCAUUUAUCUUUGAGCUCCUUUUAUUUUUCUGUUUUAAUGUUUAUGCGAGGGGGCACUACUUUACAACAUAACGGUUAUUGUCUCCCCCCCCAUGUUUUGCUAGGUUUUGUUUACCUGUAGCAAGGAUAAAAGGAGCUUUUUGGAGUGUAAUAGUCUUUUUUUGAGGGAGUAAUACGAGCUUUUUUAAGGGCUACGAAGAGCUUCUUGGAGGGUAAAAGGAGCUUUUAGGGUCGUUCACCAAGCUUGUGGUAAAUUCAUUCGGAGUCGGCUAUGUGUCCCCUUUGGCCCCGCCGAUGUGCUUGUCGGCGGUGAGGAGACGUGAGCAGCCAAGUGAGGUGAAGCUUAUCAUGGGCUGAGUUUUUUUGUUUUUGUUUUUUUUGUUAUCCGCAGGACGGGCACUGGAGAAGUAUACGCAUUUUCGGACUAAUUACGUUUAAUUAUUUUUUAAGUGUGGCACUAGUUAUUUCGGAGGCGCUCACGCAGGUCCUGGGUAGUCUAGAUUAGCUCGCUCGAGGCAAGUUUCUAAUUUUGUCUUUUUAAAGAAAAAAAAACCCCACUGGAGUUUAGUUAUGUCGUCCACCAUUUAUACAGUUACUUUUAAAAUGAUAUUUUAACUUCUUAAAAGUUUCGUUAUGAAGUGAAGUUGAGGAGCAGUCGGUGGUUUACAGUUGAGUCUAGCCUGAUAUCAGCCUCCUUUUUUCUUUUUUUUUUUAAAUGUGCUUUUUGGGAGUAGUAGUUGUUUAUCGUGGUGACUUUAACUCUCUGACGCACGCGUUCACGCUCGGUGUUUAAGUGUUGGCUUUUAGUUGCAGUCUCCCUUCCCUUAAGGAGUCCCCCCCCCCCAUCCCCAAAACAAAAAGUCUGACUGCCCCCGCGGCCGUUCCGCGACUCUCUGUCCCAUCCUCUGCUCGGACAAUGUGGCUGUCUCGCCUGGCUCUGCUGCUCCUUCUCCGGCUGUCCGUCGCGCUGGUCAAGGGUAUCAACACUUGCGCCUUCAUCAACCUGGACGAACAGAAGUCGCGGCGCAUCGAGGCGGUGCGCGGCCAGAUCCUCAGCAAGCUGCGCAUCCAGAGCCCGCCGGACGACGACGACGAGGCGGCGGUUGCGGCGGCCGGAGGUGCGGUGCCCGCGGAGGUCAUUUUGCUGUACAACAGCACUCGGGAGCUGCUGAAAGAGAGAGCGCGACUGACGGAUUCGACGUGCGAGCGAGAGAGCAGCGAGGAGGACUACUACGCUAAAGAAGUGCAGAGGAUUGACAUGCUGCCCUCGCGCACGCAAACCAACGCGGUGCAGCCACUGCCGCUGGACCCACAUUACAGAAGUGUCCAGUUUGACGUGAGCAGUGUGGACCUGACCAACAGCACGCUGGUCAAGGCUGAGUUCAGGAUCUUCCGAGCCCCCAACCCGCAGGCCCGGGCCUCCGAGCAGAGAGUGGAGAUCUAUCAGCUGCUGAAACCAGAUGAGGAGAGCACAUCCACACAGCGCUACGUCGACUCUCGCACCGUGCAGCCGCGGGCAAAGGGAGCCUGGCUCUCCGUGGACGUCACCGAAACCGUCAAGGACUGGGUGUCGGAGCCAGAGAAGAAUCUGGGCUUGAAGCUGGGGGUCCACUGUCCCUGCUGCACCUUUGUGCCCUCCACCAACAACAUUGUUCCCAACAAGAGUGAAGAACUGGAGGCUCUUUUUGCAGGCGUGGACGACGAACAGCUGCGACAGCUAAAGAAGCAGAGCCAGGUUAAAGGUCAGGCUGAUUUCAGCAGCAAGACGCCUCACCUCAUCCUCACCCUGCUGCCCAGUGACCGGGUGGACAACCCGGCCAAGAGGAACCGCAAGAAGAGGGCGGCGGCCACCGACGCGGCCACCUGCUCGCGUGGUUCCGAGUCGGGCUGCUGCCUGCGCUCGCUCUACAUCGACUUCCGGCGCGACCUCAACUGGAAGUGGAUCCACGAGCCCAAAGGUUACAAGGCCAACUUCUGUGCCGGCAACUGUCCUUACCUCUGGAGCGCCAACAACCACUACAACAUGAUCCUGCCCCUGUACAACAAGCUGAACCCCGAAGCAUCGGCGUCGCCCUGCUGCGUCCCCCAGGACCUGGAGCCGCUCACCAUCAUGUACUUCAUCGGGCGCAGCCCCCGUGUCGAGCAGCUCUCUAACAUGGUGGUCAAGUCCUGCAAGUGUCGCUAGAGACCCCCCGACCUCCCGAACUCUCUAUUUGAGACUGUAAAUAAGUCCACAUGCAUACAGUGAUUCCGGAAAGUAUUCACUGCACUUCACUUUUUCCACAUUUUAUGUUUGUUUUUUUCCCCUCAUAAUUCAAAAAGUGAAGCCCUGUGAAUAAUUUACGGUUGCACUUUAUAUACAGUAAACAUGCUGUGUAUUAAACAGUACAAUACAGUA